This is a messenger RNA of Eurytemora carolleeae, 1831 nucleotides long. RefSeq names its product nuclear pore membrane glycoprotein 210. Lineage: Eukaryota; Metazoa; Arthropoda; Copepoda; Calanoida; Temoridae. Gene Ontology annotation, cellular component: nuclear pore. The transcript has 17 exons. The record is from RefSeq and is a predicted model, not a curated record. Bases 6 to 1805 code for a protein of 599 amino acids.
AGACCAUGACGUCAUACUUUCAGUAUAUUACGAGAAAAAUGGCGGGGUCGCCGGGAAGUGACAAGAUUUUUCUUCAUGGAUUUUCGAUAAUUUUAGCGGUAAUUGUUGCUGAAUCUGCCCGACUUAACGUUCCAAGAGUUCUCCUGCCGUUCAGUGAUACUCCGCCCAAAUAUCUACUAUCAGCGGAUGGUGGUUGCUAUAAAUGGAGUUCGAAUAGACCUGACAUUAUUAAUAUCAAGCAGACUUCAGAGUGUUCUUCUACAGUGUGGAUUAGUGUAGUAAGUAGAAGCGGGCAAAAGGGAAGUGUAGGAGUACUUGCCGAAGACACUGAUAGCGGACUGGUUCUCAGAGCUGAUGUGAUUGUUGACAAGAUUCACUCUCUCAAGAUAGUGACCAAAACCCACGAGUUGUAUAAGGAGGAAACCCCAGAGAAGUUUGAAGUGAGGGCAUACGACGAGCAAGGCAAUGAGUUCUCAACUGUGGAAGGAAUGGUGUUUAAAUGGAAUAUUGAAGCGGGGAGGACUGGAGCAGAAAUACUCAGGUUUAUACCCUGGGCUGAUUCUCCCUACAACACUGAGACCGUCCUCGAGACCCUGGAGGCGGAAGGAAAGCAGGGGAAUAAGGUCUUGUUGGAAGGAAUAAAGACAGGUUCAGCUAAGGUGACCGUUAAGCUGGUGGACACCUUAAACCCUGCAGUUCCUGCCACCAGUGAAAGUCUCAUGGUUGUAGCAAACCUAUUCCUGGUUCCUGCAGUAGCAUAUAUUCUGCCAGGGGCACAACUCAAGUAUGCUGCAAACCAGUUCCGUGGGUCACGUGUACUGCAGGUUGCCCUGCCUUCUGCUCAUCAUAUCCUGGCGGUCAACCAGGACCUGGCCUCACUCAACCAGCAGACAGCUACACUUACAGGACUCAAUAUUGGAAAUGGACAGGUUGAACUACUGGACCAGAAUGUGGAUGCUGGUGAGAUUGUUAAGACUCCAACUGCUGACCUGUUUGUUGUGUCUCCUGCCCGUCUUGAGAUAUCUUGUCUUCCAUUCAAGUCAUGGUCUGUGCUUGUAGGACACCCAUAUCAACUGCAGGUUGAUAUAUUCGACAAGGAUGGAAAUAAGGUUUUCCUCAGUGAUAACAUCGUUAUUGACUUAGUGUAUGACCAGAGUUAUUUUAAAAUAACCAACAGUGUAGACAAUGGAACAUUUCAUGAUAUAGUUCCUGGCCUGGCCGGUCAAACUGAAGUCACAGCUAUUCUCAGGGGUGUAAACGUGGAUGGAAAGCUGGUCCCUUUAACUGCCCCUAUAUCUGCCUCUGGCACCCUUGAAAUAUUUGAUGGAAUGACCCUGGAUCCAGCUCAUGUUGUCAUCCCUUGGGAUCCUACCAAAGGUGCUAGUUAUUCCAUGCAAUAUAAGGUUAAAGGAGGAUCUGCACCAUACAUUUGGGCAUCAUCUAACAAUAAGAUUGGAACUGUCAGCCAACUUGGAGUUGGUAGUUUGCUGAGUAGUAGUAUUGGAGAUUCCAAGAUAUCAGCUGCAAUGACUAGAGCCCCGCAUAACAAAGCCCAGGGAACCGUGUCUGUAGAACCUGCUGUAUCCUUGAGCUUUUUGGAUUCUGAACUUGAGUUUCUGGUUGGUUCGGAGAUAGUUCUUCCAGUUGGACUUUUUCACUCAAACAAACAGAUAUUCACAAGAUGUGACAAGGUUCCGUAUUCUAUAAAUGUAUCGGAUUCUACAGUAUUCUCAACCCAGCUACAAUCAUCUGUAUCCUCUGUAUAUAUUAUAUAUCUAGAUGUGACAAGGUUCCGUAUUCUAUAAAUGUAUCGGAUUCUACAGUAUUCUCA